This is a messenger RNA of Trichogramma pretiosum, 825 nucleotides long. It is a transcript of the gene Taf10, whose product is annotated as transcription initiation factor TFIID subunit 10. Gene Ontology annotation, biological process: transcription initiation at RNA polymerase II promoter. The transcript has 3 exons. Gene Ontology annotation, molecular function: promoter-specific chromatin binding; RNA polymerase II general transcription initiation factor activity. The coding region runs from base 250 to 642 and encodes 130 amino acids. The record is from RefSeq and is a predicted model, not a curated record. Lineage: Eukaryota; Metazoa; Arthropoda; Insecta; Hymenoptera; Trichogrammatidae. Gene Ontology annotation, cellular component: transcription factor TFIID complex; nucleus; SAGA complex.
AUCAUAAUAGUCCAGUAACCAGACAUACUGUGUUCAUUAUAGUUUAGUAGCUGUAGUGAGUGCAGUCUGUCGUCUCAUCGCUCGAGUCACAGGCUCUCACGGCACGCCAGUACCCGACCCUCGACCCUCGUCAGACUAUAACUCAAAUAUCAGUUGAUCUUGAUUGUAUGGUUACGUCAAGAUUUAGGUUAGGAAUUUUGUUUAUAUUCUGGUUAUAGCCAAUCUUGAGUUUUUUCAUUAAAAGCCAAGAUGAGUAGUGUGACCGAUAGCAAUGAAAUGGAUACAAGCGAUGAGCAAACUGUUAGUGACGAACCAAAAACUGCGGGUCAGCCACUUUCCGAGUUUUUAUUACAAUUAGAAGAUUAUACACCAACUAUUCCUGAUGCUGUUAGUGAGCAUUAUCUUCAUAGUGCUGGUUUCCAUACCACUGAUCCAAGAAUUGUUAGAUUAAUAUCUCUGGCAGCUCAGAAGUUCAUUUCAGAAAUAGCCAACGAUGCCCUGCAGCAUUGUAAAAUGAGGGGAGCUAAUCAGAAUUCCAAGCAAAAAGUAAAGGACCGCAGAUUUACGCUGACUAUGGAAGAUUUAACCCCUGCUGUAGCAGAGUAUGGAAUUGUUGUAAAGAAACCUCAUUACUUUGUGUAGUUUUAUAUCAUUUUGUAUAAAUAUUGAUAAAUUAUGAUCUCAGGUUUCUAAAAAAUUUAUUCUAAUCAUGUGUCUAAAUACAAAAAUCUAUAUGUCAAAAUGUUUUUAACAAACUGAAACUAUGUUAUUAUUUUGUAUGCAUUUAAUAUUUUUAUCUAAAAAAAAAUUUUACCCUAAAAUUCA